Molecule: messenger RNA, 1050 nt
Organism: Exophiala spinifera
Lineage: Eukaryota; Fungi; Ascomycota; Eurotiomycetes; Chaetothyriales; Herpotrichiellaceae
Exons: 4
Coding region: 1-1050 (349 amino acids)
Molecular function (GO): FAD binding; D-amino-acid oxidase activity
Source: RefSeq, a predicted model, not a curated record
AUGUCUUCUCCCGCCGAGAUCGUAGUCCUCGGUGCCGGCGUCGCAGGCCUUACCACAGCACACGAAGCGCAGCGACAAUUUCCCAAUGCACAAAUCACCGUGGUAGCCAAAUACCUCCCGGGAUUCACCUCUCCCACCGAAUACGUGUCGCCCUGGGCCGGCGCAAAUUGGCAUUCUUUCGAGAGAGAACGUAACCAAUUCGCCGAGUACGAUGCCGUGGCGUUUACCAAGUUCACCGACAUCGCCGCAAAGUUUCCCGAGAGCGGAGUCAAAAGCAUGCCGAUGCGAGACUUUUACGACAACGACGAAGCCCGCAAGGACAUGUGGUUCGGCGACAUUGUCGGCGGCAUCAAGGACGUACCCAAGGACGAACUCCCGGAGGGCGUCGUGGUGGGAUUGGACAUGGACAGCUUCGUCAUCAACACGGUCGCAUAUCUUCAGUGGCUUCAAAUGCAGCUCCUUCAGCGCAACGUCAGAUUCCUGCGACGCUCCUACUCCCACGUCGACGCGCUCAUGCGGGACUUUCCCGACGCAAAGGCCUUUUUCAACUGUACGGGCCUGGGCGCCAGACUCCUCGGCGGCGUCGAAGACGAAUCUGUCUACCCGACCAAAGGCCAAACGAUGCUUAUCGCCGAGCCCAUCAAGCCCCUCGAACGCAUGUACAUACGCAUCUGCUCCGACUGGAACGAGGGAGAGUUUGCACAUGUCUUCCCGCGGCCCCUCGGUGGCGGCGUGAUCAUCGGCGGCGUGCGUCGCGACCACGACUGGACUGCCGAACCGGACAUGCAGCUCGCCGAGCGUAUCAAGGAGAGAUGUUGCGCCAUUGCUCCGGAGCUGGGGAGGCCUGAGGAUUUGCAAGUGAUAAGUCACAAUGUUGGACUGAGACCGAGCAGAAAAGGUGGUGCGAGAGUCGCGUUGGAAAAGAGGAACGGCAAUUUUCUCGUUCACAAUUACGGUGCGUCUGGCGCAGGAUAUCAAUCUUCGUGGGGCAUGGCAGAACAUGCCGUGAGAUUGUUGAAGGAUGAAGUGGCGGAUAGAUCGAAACUUUGA